AUGCGACCGGAUUUUGUCGCUUCUGACAGGACAGAAAUGGCUGAACACCUAGCCAACUCUGAUGAUAGCAAACCCGAAGGGGACAGGCAGGCAACUUCUGAAUGGAAGUGGGAAGAAGACCCAUCAAAUCCAUACAACUGGCCCUCGUGGAAAAAGAACGUGCAACUUGCAAUGAUUUCAAUCGUUGGCUUUACUUGGUGGGUGAAGCAAUGUUUGGUUACAAAUUUCCUUUCGCUGACUGAUUUUUCUAGUUCCGUUGGCACCUCGAUUGUCAGCCCAGCUCGUUCACAGUUCAUGGACGAGUUUAAUAUCUCAAGCACGGUUGCCUUCCUGCCACUAUCAUUAUAUGUGCUUGCACUAGGACUUGGUCCCAUACUCGGCGGGCCCUUAUCAGAAACGGCCGGCAGACAAGCUGUCCAUAUUAUCGCCGUGGUAUUUGGCGGUCUUUUCGCCUUGGGCGGAGGAUUCACCGAAACCUUUGCCGGGCUGUGCAUACUCAGAUUCUUGUCUGGGUUCUUCUACGGGCCUGUUUUGGCCGUAGGCUCUGGAGUCUUGAAUGAAACUUACCUGCCUGUUGAGAGGGGGUUACCAUCAACAAUCUUCAUCUUAAGUCCGUUUCUGGGACCUGGCCUCGGGCCAGUUCUGGGGUCUUUCAUAGUUGACGGGAAAGGCUGGCGCUGGACACAGUUUACCAUAGUGUUCUUCUCCGUAUUUUCUGCAAUGUGGCUGUUUGUCGCUGGUGAGUCCUAUCACCCCGUCUUGCUGCGCCGCCGUCGAAAGCAACUCGGCCUCGAUGAACCCGAACCGAACCCCACCUCAACAAUGGUUAGGCAAUUCCUCACUGUCAGUCUAUUCCGACCCUUACGGAUGCUUUUCACAGAACCCAUCGUGUCAAUACUUUCUUUGUAUGUGGCAUGCAUGUUCGGAACACUGUUUAUGUUCUUCGGGGCUUUCUUCUACGUUUUUGGGGCGACACAUAACUUCAGUCUCACAGAGUCAGGCCUAGUCUUCUUGGCCAUUGCAUUCGGGUGUGUUCUUGGUUGUGUGACCUUGGUCCUUUGCGACCGAUAUCUCUACCAGCCUAAAGCUCGAAGCUUUCCACCAGGCGACAUACCACCAGAGCUUCGACUUUACCCGGCUAUGAUGGGAUCUUUGGGUCUCCCUAUUAGCUUGUUUUGGUUUGGGUGGACGGCUCGCUCAGAUGUGCAUGUUGCCGUACCGAUCGUGGCAGUUGCAGUCUUUGGCUGGGGCAACAUCUCAUUGACCGUCAGCUCAAUUCAAUAUCUUGGAGACACAUAUCAUCGAACCAAUGUCGCAAGUGCAGCGAGUGCUAAUAGCCUGGCAAGGUAUACACUUGCUGCCGCCUUCCCAUUCUUUUCUCUCCAAAUGUACCAGAGGCUCGGCAUAGGUUGGGCCACGAGCCUUCUAGGGUUCGUCUCACUAAUCUUACUUCCCGGGCCAUGGGCAUUCUUCAAGUACGGCCAAAACUUUCGCCGCCGAAGCAAGUAUGAAACUGCCAAAUAUUAG
Molecule: messenger RNA, 1527 nt
Organism: Colletotrichum gloeosporioides
Lineage: Eukaryota; Fungi; Ascomycota; Sordariomycetes; Glomerellales; Glomerellaceae
Product: Citrinin biosynthesis cluster MFS transporter mrr1
Exons: 3
Coding region: 1-1527 (508 amino acids)
Biological process (GO): spermine transport; spermidine transport; transmembrane transport
Molecular function (GO): spermine transmembrane transporter activity; spermidine transmembrane transporter activity
Source: RefSeq, a predicted model, not a curated record